AUGGACAUCUCUGUUCUGCCCAACAACAACCACCCAGAGAAGUUCCUCCAGCUUGAUGUAAGGAUACUGCCAGCCACCCAUGGAAUGUUCCAGGUUGGCUCAGCUAUUUCCAGUCAAAGACACUGGCAGAACAGGGUUUACUCCCAGAGAGAGCACAGGAUAAAGAGUGAAAACAGAUAUCUUCCAUCCCCAGAGGGUGUGGUCUUUGUGGACAGAUACCUGGAGAAGCACAUCACACCAGUCACUCUGAAGUCCAACAUUAAAAGGAACCCUCUGUAUACAGACUUAAGAUCGAUGGACAAAACGGAUAAGGAGAAGUCCAAGCCCUCUUGGACUGUCAGGGAGUUUGACACUCAAACAAUCCAUGGCAACCUCACCAACUAUUUAAAGAGGACUCCUAAAGAUAUGGACUUUUGGCUCGAGGAUCUCUACACACCAGGAUUUGACUCUUUACUGAAGAAGAAAGAAGCAGAACAUAAAAGAAAAAAACUUU
Molecule: messenger RNA, 493 nt
Organism: Paralichthys olivaceus (Japanese flounder)
Lineage: Eukaryota; Metazoa; Chordata; Actinopteri; Pleuronectiformes; Paralichthyidae
Source: RefSeq, a predicted model, not a curated record